Xiphophorus couchianus (Monterrey platyfish) is the source of this 1889-nucleotide messenger RNA. It is a transcript of the gene srd5a3, whose product is annotated as steroid 5 alpha-reductase 3. Gene Ontology annotation, cellular component: endoplasmic reticulum. NCBI's taxonomy places the organism in Eukaryota, Metazoa, Chordata, Actinopteri, Cyprinodontiformes, Poeciliidae. The transcript is spliced from 5 exons. Bases 52 to 999 code for a protein of 315 amino acids. The record is from RefSeq and is a predicted model, not a curated record. Gene Ontology annotation, biological process: polyprenol catabolic process; dolichol-linked oligosaccharide biosynthetic process. Gene Ontology annotation, molecular function: 3-oxo-5-alpha-steroid 4-dehydrogenase activity.
GUCAUUUUCUGCGCUGCACAAAACAUUGUCCACGAUCAGCUGAGCUCUAACAUGACUUGGACCUCCCUCAGCCUUAGUCUGAUAGAUACUUGCUGGUUCUUUCUGGCUCUGUGUUUCCUUGUAGCCUUUAGCGUUCACAAAGCCUCAGCCCAGCUUCCGGGAGAGUACCGGAAGUCCAGUCUGCUCACAUUGUUUCAGGAUCUGAUUCGCUACGGAAAAACCAAACAGAAGCUGCACCGAGCACAAUGGUUGCGAGUGUUUGACGUCCCGAAACGGUGGUUUUGGCACUUUUAUGCCAUCUCUAUUUGCUGGAAUAUUUUCCUUCUGCUGUUGUCUUUCAACUUCAUCUACCAGCUGCAGUCAUACCCAUCAUGGCUGACUGGGAUGUUGGAGAUUUUAACUGGUGCACCCAGUUCUUUUGGCCAAGCCCCGCAGCUGUCCACGGUCCUGGUGCAGCUGCUGCUGUGUGUCCACUCCCUCAGGAGGCUGCUGGAGUGUCUGUUUGUCAGCGUGUUUUCUGAUGGGGCCAUGCAUCUGGUGCAGUAUUUGUUUGGCCUGGGGUAUUACAUUGUGCUGGGAUUGACUGUGCUUUGCUCGGAUCGCACGGCAAAAGGUCCUGGGACUCUCCUCUCUCGCUCGGAUUGGAUUUGUGCGGCCGGAUUUGCUCUCUUCAUCGCGGCCUCUCUCCUGCAGCAUCAGUCUAUAGUCCUGCUGGCUGGGCUACGCAAAGGAAAGUCAGGAAGAGUGGAGACUCUGGCUCACCGGGUGCCAGAAGGGGGCUGGUUCGAGCUGGUUUCCUGUCCACAUUACUUCGCCGAACUGCUCAUUUACGUCUCGCUGGGCUUCGCUCUCGGCGGGUUCUCUUUCACCUGGUGGCUGGUGGUCCUUUACGUGCUCUUCAACCAGGCACUGGCUGGACAGCUUUGUCACGACCUCUACGUCAGCAAGUACGAGUCGUACCCAAAGCACAGGAGAGCUUUUAUACCUUUUGUGCUCUGAGCUCUCUGCAACUGUAAAUAUGCAGAAGAUUCUGACACAAGAUGCAAACAAUGGACCUUAAAUCAGUGUUGUUAUUACUGUCCGAUCUUGUUUUAUACAUGACAUACAUGAAUACAUGAAUUUUUUUGUUACGCCAACAUGGGUUUACUUGUAACGACAUUUCAUAUUAUUGUAGUUGAAGUUAAAACUUAUUUAUAAAGAUGUAAAACAAUUGCCAUUGAUUGCAUUGAGUGUUUUGCAUUAAAAUAAUAAAACACCCAAAAUGGUAAAAUAUUAAAAUGACAGGAUAAAAAAAAUAAUUCCUCUCAUACAUAUAUAGAAGCAUGGGGUUUGGAAUCUAGCUGAUGUGCUGGGAGAAUUGAUCCCACAAUUUUAGGGGUGACAAUUGUGAAUUUUUCUUUUGCACCAGUCUGGACACUGGUACAGAGCUGAUCACUAAAAAUACCAAUGAAAGUUUGCAAAAUAGUUUUUAGUAGACAUUAGAAUGGUUUGAUUGCGUAAAAAAAUAAAUAACCCAAAAUGUCACAGUAACGUAGGCACUACAAUACACCACAAACAAAGAAGAUGCUUGUGAAGUUUGAAGCUGGCUGUUGUUGCUUUGGCACUGAGGGUAAAUAAGUUUGUUUAUUCUGAAGCGCUUCCAGAAAGUUUUGUCCAGGUUGGCUGUCCAGUUGGAGGCCACUAAUAAUCUCUUAGUGCCACAAAAAUACCAAACACCAUAAGAGAAUUUCAGGAGUGCCGUUUAUGCAUAUUGACGAGGUGGAAUUUUACAUUUCAGGUGGAACAAAUAACUUUUUAAAUAAGAGUGAUUUUAGAAAAUGCACGUUAAAGAAUACAACAAAGGUAUUUUCUGAAGACUAUUGAAUGCUAACUCUGUCUUCACACUCUUU